AAUAAUAAAGGGCAUUAGAAAUGUGUCUUGUGCAUGUGGCCCUGUCAAUCAUCCCAGUAUGUUCCUCUGUUCUACACCAUUCUCUGAAUGGUGCGAGUGUACAUGUGACCGUACAACAGAGACCAGCCCCCUCUCGGUCACUCAGCUAUCUCUCUAUUUCCUUCCAGUGGAUCCAGCGACUGCAUUUCCAAGUACUUGUCCCAAAGAUCCAGAUCCAGAGAUCUUGGAUCUUUGAACCCCAGAAGAAACUGCUCUUCUUGGGUGUAUACGAAUACAUUUUUUAUAAACCGUUUUCCUGUACUUGUGUGAAGGAGCGACUGCAAGAUGGUAGCUUCACGUAGCUGGCUGUUGGGACUUAUUGUAACUCUGCUUUGCACUGGACCGUUCAGGGAUUCUGUGCAGGCUGAAGAAAGGCUGCAAAGUGAGGAAGCCGAGGUGCUGAGGGGUCUGGACCAUACUGGAGGUGAGAAAGAGGAGGUGACUGAUGAGGAGGACGGUGGAGAUGUAUCUGGAGAUGGGGAAGGUGAGGGAGCUGAAGAUGAGGAAGAUGGAGAGGAAACUUCUGAGGAAGAGGUGACCCCAGAAGAGGAGAUAACUAAGGAGGCUGAAGCUGCUGAGGUUGAAGAGGAGGAGGUAGAAGGAGCAGACGAAGAGGAAGUAGCAGAGGGAGAUGAGGCAGAAGGAGUAGAAUAUGAAGAGGAAGCAGCAGAGGAAGAAGAAGAAGAGGAAUACACAGAGGAAGAGGUAGAAGUAGCAGAGGAGGAGGAUACAGAGGAAGAGGAAGAGGAGGAGGAGGAGGAGACUGAGGAAGAGGAGGUCGAAGUAGAGGAAGGAUUAGUAGAAGAAGAGGAUUCAGCACAACAGUCAAAAGAGGAAGAAGAAACAGCAGCAGAGGAUGAGGGAGCACCAAGUGAGGAAGAGGAAGAGGCAGAUGAGGAAAAGGUAGCUGCUGACGAAGAUAAUGAGGAGGCUGGAGAUGAUGAAGAUGAAGAAACCGUAGUUGAAGAUACUAUUGAAGAAACUGCCAAUGAGGAAAAUGAAGAAGCAGAAGAGUUGGUCUCCACGAAGGAUGUAAAGUAUAGCUCAGGCUCUUUCUGUGCCAUUUGUUCAGUCUGUGAGCACUGCGGUAUCUGUGUCAGAUGUCCCUGUGAGGAAGGGGACGCGUCAGCACACUGCAAUCACUGUGAAGAUUGUUCCUACUGUUACAUUUGUCCUGCGAUCUGUGAAACAGUCUGCCAGCCAGGUGGAAUUCUCGAUGUACUGAGUGGUUCUCUCUACCAGACAGUAAACACCUUGCUCUGAAUACGUUCAGCAUUCUUUACAAUGCCAUCUCUUGGUGAACAGAGGAACUACAGACUAGCGUUCAAAUCAUUCACCUGAAGGCUUGUCUAUUUGACUACCAACAUCUGGGUUCUGGGAGAAACCUAAUGCUUACCAUUUAAUGGCACUUUAAAGGUGACUUUACAGGCUGCAUUAAAUGAAUAACAAAUAUGGUUAGUAGGGCUACUCAUAUAAGAUUUCACAAUAUUACUGUAUUUUUGAUCAAAUAAAUGCAGUCUUGGUGAACAUAAGACUCUUCUUUCAAAAACAUAAAAUCUUAUUGACCCCAAGCUUUAGAAUGUCUAUGGAGUAACUUGCAUAGAAUAAAAACAGUAGUAACAAAAGUUCAGGUCAACAUGAAUGUGUCAAUUCUGUCUGCACACCUAAAAUCAUAAAAUGUCAUUCUGGUUUCAGAUUAAUCGGUGUCAAUUUAAAUAAAUAUGUAUAAUUUAUGAGUGUGUCAAUAAACAGAUACACUAUAUACAAUAUGAGUUUACUCACCCUCAAGUUGUUCCAAACAUGUAUGUAUUUCUUUCUUCUGCUAAACACAAACAAAGGUAUUUUGAAGAAUAUAGCUAACCAGUUUCUGGUCCCCACUGACUUCCAUAGAAUUUUUUCCCCAUACUACGGAAGUCAAUGGGAACCAGAAACUGUUUGGCUACCCAUAGUCUCAUACAGGUUUGGAACAACUUGAGGGUGAGUAAAUGAUGAUGAAUUUAAAUUUUUGUGUGGUGAACUAUCACUUUAAUUUAGGACAUAAUUCAUGUUGGGAAAUUGAACAAAUGCAAGAAAUGACACACCUGCACAUCCUGAUGAGACACAAAACAAACAAACAAACAUAGUAGUGUUUAUUGCACAU
This is a messenger RNA of Onychostoma macrolepis, 2179 nucleotides long. Its product is annotated as sarcoplasmic reticulum histidine-rich calcium-binding protein. The coding region runs from base 325 to 1302 and encodes 325 amino acids. Lineage: Eukaryota; Metazoa; Chordata; Actinopteri; Cypriniformes; Cyprinidae. The transcript is spliced from 6 exons. Gene Ontology annotation, molecular function: calcium ion binding. The record is from RefSeq and is a predicted model, not a curated record.